Messenger RNA from Nerophis lumbriciformis (worm pipefish), 5551 nucleotides. RefSeq names its product PR domain containing 16 (gene prdm16). Gene Ontology annotation, biological process: regulation of transcription by RNA polymerase II. Lineage: Eukaryota; Metazoa; Chordata; Actinopteri; Syngnathiformes; Syngnathidae. Gene Ontology annotation, cellular component: nucleus. Gene Ontology annotation, molecular function: protein binding; DNA-binding transcription activator activity, RNA polymerase II-specific; RNA polymerase II cis-regulatory region sequence-specific DNA binding. The record is from RefSeq and is a predicted model, not a curated record.
GGGCCAGCACUCGUUGGACUGGACGAAAAGGGGACGUUACAAUUCUCGGGAGGGGCACUGAAAUUUGGGAGUCUCCCGGGAGGUUUGGCAAGUAUGACAAUUAGCGGUGUACCGCGGCACCGCCGCUGUAUAUGAUCGGAGGGCCAGCUCUAGUGUUAAUUUGAUAUCGCCUCACGGGCCAAGUGAAAUUACACGGCGGGACAAAUUUGGCCCGUGGGCCAGAGUUUGACAUCCAUGCUUUAGCAUAUCAGUAUGUGGAAUUAAAUUAUGGAAUGGAUUAACCAAAGAAAUCAAACAAAGCACCAAUAUUGUGACGAUCUGUCACUUCAUUUCUGUUUGUUUCUGUGUUUUGUAUUUACUUCCCAUCAGUGCUCUUAUUUUGUUUCCAUUUCCUGUUUGUCCCGCAAAGCACUGUGGUUCUUCCCUCACCUGCUGUUGAUUGGCAGCUGGUCCACACCUGUUGCCAAUCAACAUGUCUCUCUUUAUGUCUGUCUCGAGCACUCUUCAGUGCUCGAAGAUUGAAUUAUGUUUGGACCUGUUAUGCACGACUGCUUCACUUUCUGUUUUGAGUAAAUUAAAACUCAUCUUACCUGCACGCCGUCUGCUGGUUCCUGCAUCUUGGGGUCACAACAAUUGCAGCCAUAUGACAGUGAGCCAGUGGACAGCAUGUACGACACAGAGGCCGACCUCCCGGGCUUGGCGGCGGGCGGCAUUUGCGCCGACAGUCCGGAAGACGACGCCGAGGACGGCGUCCUCAACAUGUCCCCCCUGCCCUCCCCUAUCCCUUCCCAUCCAAACAACAACAACAACCACCACCACCACCUGUUGCACCCCCACAUCUACAGCAGCAGCCACCAUCACCUCCACAACAACAGCAGCAGUAGCAAUGACCAGGACUUCACCACGCCCAAGGAAGGCUCGCCCUACGAGGCGCCCGUCUACAUUCCAGACGACAUUCCGAUCCCCGGCGAUCUGGAGCUGCGGGAGUCUUCGGUGCCGGGCGCCGGCUUGGGCGUCUGGGCCAAGACCCGAAUCGGCGUCGGCGAGAGGUUCGGUCUGCACAACGCUGGCAAAAGCAGCUCCUAUGGAUGGGAGAUGAUGAAUGACCACGAAGACGCAUCCCCUGACAGCUGUGUAAAAAAGGUGGUGGACGACAUGGGCAACAUCAAGUUUGCUCUGGACACAGGCCCGGACGCCCCUGGCAACAGCUGGCUCAAGUAUGUCCGCUCCGCCCCCUCGUUUGAGGAGCAAAACCUCGCCGCUUGCCACCUCACCGGAGACCAGUUUUAUUAUAAAAGUGUCCGGGACAUUGAGGCAGGGGAGGAGCUUUUAGUUUAUAUGAAGGACGGCAUUUUCCCGGAGGGAUCCAUGGCGCCCAACUUACAAGAUGAGCAGAUGUACCGCUGUGAAGACUGCGAUGAGCUGUUCUCCUCCACGCUGGAGUUGCGGCGGCACCAGAAGUACUCGUGCACCAGCGCCGGCUCCAUCUUUGACACCCUGAGAGAAGACUUCAAACAGGAGCGGGAGGACAGCGAUGAGCCCAUCCAUGAGUGUAAAGACUGUGAGAAGAUCUUCCCAAAUGAAUACAGUCUGGGCCAACACAUGAUAGUCCACACGGAGGAGAGGGAGUACAAAUGUGACCAGUGUCCCAAAGCCUUCAACUGGAAGUCCAACCUCAUCCGUCACCAGAUGUCACAUGACAGCGGCAAGCGCUUUGAGUGUGAAAAUUGUGAUAAGGUACAGCACACCCGGCACGUGUUCACAGAUCCCAGCAACCUACAGCGUCACAUCCGCUCCCAACAUGUGGGGGCGAGAGCUCAUACUUGUCCUGAAUGUGGAAAGACCUUCGCCACCUCAUCAGGGCUCAAACAGCAUAAGCACAUCCACAGCAGUGUCAAACCUUUUAUCUGCCCUGAUGGGCUGCGUCUUCUUGUACCCCCAGGUGAGGUGUGCCACAAAUCCUACACCCAGUUCUCCAACCUCUGUCGCCACAAGCGCAUGCACGCUGACUGCCGCACUCAGAUAAAGUGUAAAGACUGUGGCCAGUUGUUCAGCACUACCUCUUCCCUAAACAAGCACCGCCGCUUUUGCGAGGGCAAAAACCAUUACGGCUCUCCAACGGGGAUGUUCAAUCCCGGGAUCCCCAUGAGCUCCAGCCCUAUCAUUGCUAAGGCUAAGUCCCACCACCCCCACCUUACUGGUCUGAACCAGUCAGGUUUAGGCUUCACUGACUACUUUCCUUCCAGACCUCACCCUCAUGCUGGCUUGCCCUUCUCGCCAGGACCUCAUGGGUUCCCAUCCCUCCCUCACGGUUUCCCAGGCAUCUUUCCCCCCUCGCUUUAUCCACGACCGCCCUUAUUGCCAGCGAGUUCUAUGAUGAAGACGCCCCUUGGCAGCAGCACUCAAGAGGUCAAGCUCCCUCAGAGUCCUCUAGACGGCCCUCCUUUGUCCUUGGUUAGCUCCACAAACAGUAAUGGAGGCAACAGUAAAAGCCUGGCUGAGGACAAAGAUAGUGAGACUAAACUGGAUGUAUCCUCUGGUGGAGAGGCGAAACCCAAAUCCAAGAUGGCAGACAUUUCAGAUGGCAGCGACCUCGAAGACGUCAAUACCACAAGCGGAACGGAUUUGGACACGACAACUGGUACGGCCUCCGGCGAUGGUUCCGACUUGGAGAGCGAUGGAGACAGUGAACGUGAGCGCAACGGCAAAAGAAGGAAGUCAUCCGUGGCCCUAUCAAAUCAAGAUGGACACCGCUUAGACGACACCAACAGCACAGUGUUACCAGCUGUGUCCAGUUCAGGCAAUCUCUCCAUCGAUCGUCCCUUUUUGUCCUCUGCAUCAACGCAGCACUCUUUUUUCCCUCCUCCUGACGAGCAAGCGCUCCCGCCCACCACCAUGAAUCCUAACGCGGCCACUGAUUCCAUCAAAGCCAUUGCUUCUAUUGCUGAGAAAUACUUUGGUCCAGGUUUUAUAGGCCUCCAUCAAGAGAAGAAGAUGGGUCCAUUGCCCUACCACUCCAUGUUUCCCUUCCAGUUCCUACCCAAUUUCCACAACUCCCUUUACCCAUUUAGCACAGAUCGAGGUGCCCUCACCUCUGGCCUGUUCUUUAAGGGGGAGCCUAAGUCACCUUGUGAGCAACUGCAUAAGAUGGUUUCUGGUGCUCUUGGUGCUGCAUCGGCUCCGACGGGAGAAUCACCAUUUGAUCUCAGCACAAAGCCCAAGGAGAGCAAGUUAUCUCCUCCAUCUCCUAGUAAACCCUCAAAUCCAAACACUAAUACUGGGAGCAGCAGCGGUCCUUCAAUACUAUCAAGCGGUGAAGAACAACCGCUGGACCUCAGCAUUAACAGCCGAAGCCGAGUGGGUCACAAUGGCAUGGCGCCCGAACCCCACGGUCAAAACAACCACGUCUACAGAGUUGGAAAAGGGGUGUCGAUCAAGGAUGAAGCUCUCGGCUUUCCACAUGCCCAUUCCCAGUCACUGCACCAGUCCCCUAUGGCACCUCACCAGCUACCGCAAGCACAUCCACACCAACCGCCGCCUCUACACUACGCCAAACCCUCCGCCUUCUUCAUGGACCCCAUUUACAGCAGGGUGGAGAAGAGGAAGCUACUUGACCCUGUAGGAGCUCUGAAGGAGAAGUUCCUUAGGCCCUCACCUCAACUUUUUCAUCCACAGAUGUCUGCCAUGGAGAGCAUGACAGAAAAACUGGAGAGCUUCGGUGCCCUGAAACUGGACGUCCCGCCCAACUCGCUGCAGCAUUCAACUCACCCACUCUUCAACUUCCGCUCGCCCCCGCCUUCACUCUCGGAAGCAAUCCUCCGUAAGGGCAAGGAGCGCUAUGCCUGCAGGUACUGUGGGAAAAUCUUCCCCCGCUCGGCAAACCUCACCAGACACUUGCGAACGCAUACAGGGGAACAGCCAUACAGGUGUAAGUACUGUGACCGCUCAUUCAGCAUCUCGUCCAACCUGCAACGCCACGUUCGCAACAUCCACAACAAGGAGAAACCCUUCAAGUGUCACCUGUGCAACCGCUGUUUCGGUCAGCAAACCAACCUGGACCGCCAUCUCAAGAAGCACGAGCAUGAGAACAUUCCUGUGAGCCAACAGUCUGGGAUGCUUUCCAACUUAGGAACCACCGUCUCCUCGCCAAACUCCGAGCCAGACAAUCAUGCACUUUUAGAUGAGAAGGAGGACUCGUACUUCUCAGAAAUCCGUAACUUCAUUUCCAACAGUGAGAUGAACCAGGCCUCCAGCUCUACGGACAAGAGACCUGACCUGGCGGAGGCAGACGGGCACCACCCGGGGGCCCGCACCUUGUCCAACUCCAAGCUGGCCCUUCAGGGUCUGGAGGAGGAGGAAGACGAAGUGGAGGGCGACGACGAGGAGGAGGAGGAAGGCAGCCUGACGGAGAAGUCCCACGACGAGGCGCCCGAAUCCCCGUCUCCCGUCGCGGCGCGCGUGUAUGAAGAAGAGGAGGACGAGGAAGAUGCGGCUCCUUUAUCGAUGAGCUAUGAACACUCUCACAGGCUUAUGCAAUGAUGCUGUCUCUCUCGGACAACAACCCUUUGCACGCGCCCUCCCAGAACUCUCUGGACGCUUGGCUGGGCAUGGGAGGCGGACCGUCUGAGACGAGCAGCUUUCACCCGCUCAACCACAUCUAGAAGAAGAGAGAGCGAGGAGGUCGGUGUACAGGAGGCGCAGAGUUGGACAUGAGUAGUGAGAUUUCACGCGGAGAGCGGAGAUUUCACGCGGUCGAGGUGUGUGUGUGUGUGUGAGAGAUGUGUGUGUGUGUGAGAGAGAGAACUAGGAGAGAGACAGAGACUCAAUAAGAAAGCACUGCUAAAGCUCCUGUUGAUGUGAAGGACAUAGACGACGAACGCUUCUCGGAUCCUCCCCAAGUCCAAAAAACCCCAACAAGUGUCCCCUGGGCACCGUAGAGGGUCACGUGACACUUAAAUGACUGCCCUGUCACUAAAGGCCCAGUUUGUGUGUGUGUGUGUGUGUGUGUGUGGGUGUAAGAAGAAAAAAAGCACUGCAGCAUUAGGACUGCAUGUCCACAAGAGGGUGCUGUUUCACACCAAGUGACACUAAAAGAGGACACUUUUGGCUCCUCCUCCUCCUCCUUCUCCUCCAUCCCCCUUUAUUGAUCACUUGUGACUGCAGAAUGAGCAACAGAACCACGGGGAAUGAACACACACAAAUUGAGUGUUUGUUUUCCAACUUGAUCAUCCACAAAUCACCUUGAGGACCCCCCCCGUCCCAUCUUCAUCAUCUCAUGUCACUCAAAAGAAAAAACAAAUGAUUUCCUUUGCAUAGACGCCACAGUAUUGUUUCUUUUGUAGGCACCCGCCGUGCUAAAUUAUUAAUAUAAUUGUUUUAGACAAGGACCAAAAUUGUACAUGAUAAUGUCAUAUAGUAGCUGUAGCGAGGGUGACAUGUGCCAAAAUAACCCGUAGAAAAUGUUUUGUUUUUGUUUUUCUGACAAUCAUUUCAGUUCCUUUUUUUUUUUUUCUUUUUUUUUUGCUCCAAUAUAUUUGAUUUCACAAGUGUG